AUGGCAGAUUUCGACCUCGACUCGUCCUUUAUCCCAGCCCUUCACAAGCCAGCGGCACUGCUGCCCAUAGCAAGGCACCGCCAGAGUCUCCUCUAUGUGGUCGAGGAAAAUCCCGUCACCAUCGUCAUCGGCCAAACAGGCUCCGGAAAGACGACGCAAAUACCCCAGUUCCUGGAGCGCGCAGGCUGGUGCGCCGAUGGCAAGAUCAUUGGGAUAACGCAGCCUCGACGCGUUGCAGCCACGACGGUGGCCGUUCGCGUCGCCGAAGAAGCGGGAUGCGAGAUUGGCAAGGAGGUCGGAUACUCGAUUCGCUUCGAGGAUGUCACGUCUUCGGCCACGCGCAUCAAGUUUCUCACCGACGGCCUCCUCAUCCGAGAGGCCCUCGUCGACCCCCUACUUAGCCGCUACUCCAUCAUCAUGGUGGACGAGGCCCACGAGCGCUCCGUCAGCACCGACAUCCUGCUGGGCCUGCUCAAGAAGAUCCGCCGCAAGCGCCCCGAGCUCCGCAUCAUCAUUAGCAGCGCCACGCUACAGGCCGAGAAGUUUCUCGGCUUCUUCUCGCAGACGGGCGAGGAGCAAGCGUCUGACAAUGACCAUGGCCAAGUCGGUGCCAUAGUCAGCCUCGAGGGGAGGACCUAUCCCAUCGAUGUCUUGUACUUGGAAUCGCCCGCGGAAAACUACGUUGAAAAGGCCAUAGAGACAGUCUUUGACAUCCACAUGCAAGAGGACGAUGGCCAUGUCCUGGUGUUUCUGACGGGCCGCGAGGAGAUUGACUAUGCCGUCCAAGCAGUCUCGGAGAGGGCAGCCCAGGCCGGCAGUCGAUACAAGGCCAUACAACCACUGCCGCUCUACGCAGGUCUGUCGACGGAGCAGCAAAUGUACGUCUUCGACAAGCCCCCCGACGGCACGCGGAAAGUGGUCUUCUCCACAAACAUUGCCGAGGCGUCCGUCACCAUUGACGGCAUCGCCUAUGUUGUCGACUGUGGCUUCGUGAAGCUCCGUGCCUACAACCCGGAGACGGGCAUCGAGUCGCUCACGGCAACGCCCGUCUCCAAGGCGUCGGCGUCGCAGCGCGCCGGCCGAGCGGGCCGGACCAAGCCAGGAAAAUGCUUUCGGCUCUAUACGGAGCAGGCCCACGCGGGACUCCCGGAGUCCAACGCGCCAGAGCUGCAGCGGUCCAACCUUGCACCCGUUGUGCUGCAGCUGAAAGCGCUGGGGAUCGACAACGUCGUCCGCUUCGAGUUUCUGUCCCCGCCGCCAUCCGAGCUCAUGUCCAAGGCGCUUGAGCUUCUCUACGCACUCGGCGCCUUGGACGAGUAUGCCAAGCUGACGCGGCCGCUCGGGUUUCGCAUGGCGGAGCUGGCUGUCGAGCCCAUGAUGGCCAAAACAUUGCUGUCGGCGCCGUCGUUUGAUUGCCUCGAUGAGAUUCUCACCAUUGCCGCCAUGACGAGCCUGGGCGGCAGCGUGUGGUUCCAUCACGAGGGCGAGCAGAAGAGGAUGGAGAGCUCGAGGCGCAAGUUUGCCGUCGAAGAAGGCGACCACCUGACCCUUCUCAAUGUCUACACUGCCUUUGUGACACGGGGCAAAAAGGAGUCCCGGUUCUGCCACGAGAACCACCUCAACUACAAGGCCCUGACCCGCGCCGUCAGCAUCCGCGCUCAACUAAAGCGCUACCUCGAGCGGUUCAACAUGUCGGCCGCUGACCCCCACCCGCCACAGGUCGGCGCAGAUAAGUCCAAGAAGGCAGAGCAGAUCCGGCGCUGUCUGACGGCGGGAUACUUUGCCCACGCGGCGCGAAUGCAGCCCGACGGGACAUUUCGCAACGUCGAGGGCGGGACGGUGCUCCACGCACAUCCGAGCUCGCUCAUGUUCAACCGCAAGGCCGACUGGGUCGUUUUUCACGAGGUCAUGGAGACGGGGGACAAGACGUUUAUCAGGGACAUUACAAAAGUCGACAAGGAAUGGCUCACGGAAUAUGCGCCCGAGUAUUACAAGCUGACCAGGAAAAGAGGCUGA
Hirsutella rhossiliensis is the source of this 2016-nucleotide messenger RNA. RefSeq names its product helicase associated (HA2) domain-containing protein. Bases 1 to 2016 code for a protein of 671 amino acids. Gene Ontology annotation, molecular function: RNA binding; ATP binding. Gene Ontology annotation, cellular component: intracellular anatomical structure; catalytic step 2 spliceosome. Lineage: Eukaryota; Fungi; Ascomycota; Sordariomycetes; Hypocreales; Ophiocordycipitaceae. The transcript has 2 exons. The record is from RefSeq and is a predicted model, not a curated record.